Messenger RNA from Parascedosporium putredinis, 1332 nucleotides. NCBI's taxonomy places the organism in Eukaryota, Fungi, Ascomycota, Sordariomycetes, Microascales, Microascaceae. The record is from the annotation of a GenBank genome assembly.
AUGGACGAGAUCGCCAAGGAAUACGAUGUUAUUGUGCUCGGCACUGGUUUGACCGAGUGCAUUCUCUCUGGUGUAUUGAGUGUCAAGGGAAGGAAAGUUCUUCACAUCGACCGCAACGACCACUACGGAGGCGAGGCUGCCUCUCUCAACAUCGAAGCGCUAUACAGGAAGUACGGAAACUUCCAAAAGGGCGAGGAGCCAUGGAAGAAGUAUGGCCGCGUCAAUGACUGGAACAUUGAUCUUGUGCCCAAGUUCCUCAUGUCUUCGGGAGAGCUCACCAACAUUCUCGUGUCUACCGACGUUACCCGAUACCUCGAGUUCAAGCAGGUUGCUGGAAGCUACGUUCAGCAAGGUGCCGGCGGCAAGGCUACCGUUGCCAAGGUGCCCUCCGAUGCGGGCGAGGCUCUCAAGUCUCCCUUGAUGGGCAUUUUCGAGAAGCGCCGCAUGAAGUCCUUCAUUGAGUGGGUUGGCGCGUUCGACCUCAAGGACCCCGCCACCCACAAGGGCUUUGACUUCAACAAGGUCACCAUGAAGGAGGUCUUCGACAAGUUCGGUCUCGAGGCGGGAACUCGUGACUUCAUCGGCCAUGCCAUGGCCCUUUAUCUUACCGAUGAUGAAUACAUCAACGUCACUGGCAAGGCACCCGAGGCUAUUGAGCGAAUCCGCCUCUACGAGCUUCCACAGGGCUUUGCCCGUCUCUCGGCUAUCUACGGCGGUACCUAUAUGCUCAACACCAAUGUCGACGAGCUUGUAUAUGAGGGUGAUAAGGCUGUCGGUAUCAAGGCCACGAUGUCCGGUGUGGAGGAGAUGAAGUUUGAGACUAAGGCUAAGAUGAUUCUUGGUGACCCAUCUUACUUCCCGGGCAAAGUCAAGGUCGUUGGCCACGUCCUCAGGGCUAUCUGCAUCCUGAACCACCCCCUUAGCGGCACGAACGACAGCGACUCUUGCCAGCUGAUCAUCCCCCAGCACCAGGUCGGCCGUAAGAACGACAUCUAUAUUGCUUGUGUCUCGUCUUCCCACAACGUCUGCCCCAAGGGUUACUGGAUCGCCAUCGUUUCCACAAUCGCCGAGUCUUCUGCCAACCACCACCUUGAGCUUCAGCCUGGCCUUGACAGGCUUGGAAAGAUCGAAGAGCAGUUCAUGGGCGCCCCUAUCCCCAUCUAUGAGCCUCUUGACAACGGCACCAAGGACAAUAUCUUUAUCUCCAAGAGCUACGACGCUACCAGCCACUUUGAAACCACCACGGAUGACGUCAAGGACAUCUACUCCCGUUGCGCCGGUGAGGAGCUCGUAGUCGAAGGCCUUAGGGAGGGCAUCAAUGUAGAGGAGUAG